Diachasma alloeum is the source of this 2526-nucleotide messenger RNA. RefSeq lists its product as uncharacterized. The coding region runs from base 1 to 2526 and encodes 841 amino acids. The record is from RefSeq and is a predicted model, not a curated record. Lineage: Eukaryota; Metazoa; Arthropoda; Insecta; Hymenoptera; Braconidae. The transcript has 2 exons.
AUGGUCGUCGGCAACAAUAACCUCUCUACGAUCGAGAAAUUCCAUUAUCUCUUGACUUCUCUUGCUGGCGAGCCAAAGCAGUUGAUCUCAACUCUGCCGGUAGCUCAAGACUCAUUCAUUCCAGCCUGGGAUAUGCUUAUCGCGAGGUAUGACAAUGAACGUCUCAUUUCUACCCAGCAGGAAAGAUUGUUCUCCACUCCGAGGAUCGUCAACCGUACGGCCAAGGAGUUUAAUGCUCUCUUCAACUCCACCACCGAAGCUUUCAACGCCCCGAAGUCGUUGGGACGCCCUGUCGAGCACUGGGACGACGUCUUGGUGCAUAUGAUCUCAAGCCGGUUGGAUGUUAAGACGUCGGAGCUGUGGGAAGUUAAGAACGGAUCCACCACCACCUUUCCAACGUACGCGGAACUCAGGGAGUUCAUGUUGAGCAGAGCAAGACCUAGGGAGAGAAUUGAGCUGAAUCCUCUGCAUGCUCCCAAGACGCCAACUUCGAGUGUGUCCUCUCAACCACCCAGAGCAAAGCCAGCAAAGGUGCUGAAUGUCUCAACUGGCAGUGCAGGUCCACAGGCUCGCGGGUCGAGUUCGCAGUCAUGGGCAGACAUGACCGCCAAUGCCUGCUCCAUGUGUGAAGAUGAGCAUUUCAUUGAUAAGUGCCCCAAAUUCAAGCAGUUGUCGCCAGAAAAGAGGAAGGAGUGCGUCGACAAGAAGUACCUCUGCUUCAACUGCUUGGGGAAGCACUCUAUUCGUGCCUGUGGGACCACGAAGACGUGCGUUGUGUGUCACAAGCGUCACCACUCGAUGAUCCACAUCACACGUCCUCAGAAUGGUCCUCUGCAGACAUCUCAACCAGACCAGUUGAAGUCUCAAGAUAGUCGUGCGGUAAAGCUAGGGUUGUUGAAGUCUCCAGCUUUGCUACCUGUCGUUGUUAUUGGUGGAUUAAGGUCAUUCUCAAAGAAAUUCUCUCAGUCCUGUCUGAAGUCUCUGCACUCAGACAAACAUCUUCAGAUUAAGACCUACAUUCUUGACCAUCUCACAUCAUCGUUGCCGUCAUUCUCAGUCUCGGAUACUCAAGCUUGGGACCAUCGCGAGGGCCUGAAGUUAGCUGAUCCGGAUUACAUGGAGCCAAGUCCUAUUGACCUUCUCAUUGGCGCGGAUUUCUUCGGAUCAAUUGUGGAGCCGCAGAUCAUCAAGAGACCUUCAGACUCCCCUAUAGCAAUGCACACUAUCUUCGGUUGGGUGGUACUAGGACCUAUUUCAGCAGUGAUUCCAAUUGUGGCCAGCUCUAAUCACAUUGCAGUCAGCAACGAGGAACUCUACGACCUUCUCACGUCGUUCUGGCUGCAGGAGGAGGUCCCAAAAGCCGAAGAUAGUGAUCUCACGAAAGAAGAGGCAGAAUGUGAGGAGUUUUUCCAGUGCACCCAUUCACGAAACAGUUCAGGGCGCUAUGUGAUUCGCCUGCCUCUUGCACGUUCUCCGACAGAGCUUGGCGACUCUUAUGGUCGGGCUAAAGCGUGUCUCUCCAGCCUGUUCCGGAAAAUGGAGAGGGAUCAACAGACACUUCAGCUAUAUAGUGUUUUUCUCAAGGAGUACGAAGAUCUGGGACACAUGGUGCGUGUUCCAGCCUUAACUGGUUCGGGGAAUGCCGGGAGCUUGAAGUUCGGCUGUCGAUCCGAGGGGAUGACCUUGGCACAUGGGGCUUCAGCUUCAGGAGGGUUGAGGGUCCCUGAGGAGAAGCAGUCAGCUCGUGUCUCCACUCGGUGUUCUGCUCAGAGGCAAGCUCAUUCGUCAACUCCUAUGUACUACUUUCCUCAUCAUGGUGUUCUCAGGGAAAGUAGUGAAACAACGAAGCUGAGGGUAGUCUUCAACGGUUCUAGUAAGACCAGCUUAGGGGUGUCUCUCAAUGACAUUNUUCCUCAUCAUGGUGUUCUCAGGGAAAGUAGUGAAACAACGAAGCUGAGGGUAGUCUUCAACGGCUCUAGUAAGACCAGCUCAGGGGUGUCUCUCAAUGACAUCCAACACACUGGAGCCAAACUGCAGAAGAAUAUCUCUGACGUGCUGCUCUCAUCCAGGCGGAGCAAGUACAUUUUCAUGACGGACAUCACGAAGAUGUUCCGUCAAAUCAAGGUGCAUCGUGAGGACUGGCCUCUUCAACAGGUUCUGUGGCAAGAUUCUCAAGGUCAGAUCAACACCUACCAGCUCACCACCGCGACCUACAGGACUAAAUCGGCCCCAUUCUUAGCCUGCAGAGUUCUCAACCAACUGGUCGCAGACGAAGGACAUCGUUUUUCUCUAGCAAUCUCUCCGUUGACCAGUGGAAGAUACGUGGAUGACAUCUGUGGUGGUGCUGAAGAGGAGAGUGAUUUUCUGGAAGUCUCCAAGCCAGUGAGGGAUCUUUGCUUAGCUGAUGGUUUCCCUCUAGCAAAGUGGCAUAGCAAUAGUCCGUCUCUACUCAGAUCUCUGAAUCCAGAAGGUGUCUCUCAGGAUCAUAAGCUGCAGAGGAUGCCAUCACGAAGAUUCUUGGUCUGA